AUGGCUGCGUUACAUAGUGUGUCCAAAACACCCGCGAUUAAGGAGGAGGAGGAGGAUGGCGCCGAGCAAGACGGCGAAGGGGUUCCUCUGGGGUCCAGGAACCAUGACUACCGUAGCAAGAAUGGGGAUGAAGAAAGUGGUGCUGACACGGUGACGUCUCCUAUCACGUUUGAAAAACAGAAGGUGGUCCCCAGAGCGUCAAUGCACUCGGAACAAAGCAUUUUGAGCAGCAUCUCGCUAAAAUCGAUGGUAAACCAACAUCGGCAGCAGCAGUUGCAGCAGGAAAGCUCAACAGGAACAGGUACUGGAUUUGUUGACAGGAAACAGCAGAUCCAGUCGCCGGCAAUGGUGUCCAUAUUGAGGAAGAAUUCUGCCGAGGAAAACGUUCGCAGUAGCCACAGUAGCAGACUCGGUGAAGGGUUCGCAGACGGCAGGAAGCUUUCUACUAGCAAGGAUAUUGGGAAGACGUUGCCAUUCACGGAUGACCAAAGGUCGAACCCCGAACUGGAUCCUACCAGUGUUGCGGCAGGUACUAGCAGGGGUACGAAAACGAAGAGUAAAGCUGUUUUUAAUGAGCUGGAGAAUGAUGCCGAUGAGGAUGACGAGGUUCGACGGAAGAAUCUAACCACACAGGCGCUACGCAAACUAUCGUCAUUCAAGAUGAAUGCUAACUCCAAUUUGCGGUUGAGCAAAGAGAACAAGGAGAAGGAAACCUCAUCAUCGUCCACGUCCUCUGUGUCCUCGUCGUCAGCGUCGAAAGCAGAAAAUAUUGUCGACAAGCUCACCACAACAAAUUCUAGUUCUAUGUCGCAACUUCGGUUCGGCAACACGAACGUGAUCAUUGAUUCAGUGAAUCAUACAGCCAGGGCGGGGCCGGUGCAGCAGCAGCAGCAGCAGCAGCAAAUGCUAAGGAAACCCUCGCUGGAAUUUUUGCCACAAUCUGGUUCGAGCUCUAAUCUAAAUUUCAAUACCAAUAAACAUAAAGCAAACGUAAGACAAAUCAAUAAUCCCAAGAAACCACUUUACAUCCCCGCCGUGCUAAGGAAAGUUUCAGAGACCAACAUAACAAAUGACGACCUAUUGAACGCAACAAUGUCGUCUUACUACAAGAAAGCGUCCAACUUGGAACAUAACUUCAAUCCAAAUGGAUCUCAGUCUGCUAGCAUUCAAAAGACAAAUAAUUUAAGAAUCAUAUCCUCUCAAUCCAGUGUACAGUCAAACACAUCGUCGAUCUUGGAAAGCUAUAAAAAUAAAGUAUCCUCGUAUUUGUUCCCAAAUUCCAUUCCGAACAGUGACAGGAUCAACUUAAUACCAACCAUCUCGAAUAGAAACUCCACCAGAGUGAAACCGCCCACCAAGGACCACUGGAUACCAGAUAGUAAGAGAAACUCGUGUCGCUACUGCCACAAGCCUUUCACUUUAUGGGAGAGGAAACAUCAUUGCAGGCACUGCGGGGAUAUCUUUUGUCAAGACCAUUUACGCCAUUGGCUGUAUCUUGAUUCGCAGGCAAACUUCAUAAUGAUUAACGAGCUGAAUAACGGUGGCGUGAAUGGCGGCGGCACCCUCUGUAAGAUAUGUGAUGACUGCCUAGUCGAAUACGAAAACCUUUCGACUGCAAAUCAUAAUUCAAACAUGAAUGACGUUAAUGGAAACAUUGAGGGCGACGAAGACGGCGGUAACGAUAAUAACAGAAAAUUACGUAAUUACUACAAGAACAGACAGAUGAACACUCUUUUUAAACAAAGAAAGAGCGGUUCAUCUCAGGAGCACACUACGGUAGAUCAAGACACGACGACGCCAAUUCAGGUGAAAUCGAACAACCAAGGGGUAGAAAACGAGAACGCCGGCGAAGAGCAAGAAGAAGGUAACGAUGUCCUGGGCAGCGUAAUCGGCUCUGUGCCUGCAAACUGGAACUGGAGUAGUUUCUGA
This is a messenger RNA of Saccharomyces mikatae IFO 1815, 1929 nucleotides long. It is a transcript of the gene PIB2, whose product is annotated as Pib2p. The record is from RefSeq and is a predicted model, not a curated record. NCBI's taxonomy places the organism in Eukaryota, Fungi, Ascomycota, Saccharomycetes, Saccharomycetales, Saccharomycetaceae. The transcript has a single exon. Bases 1 to 1929 code for a protein of 642 amino acids. Gene Ontology annotation, molecular function: metal ion binding.